Molecule: messenger RNA, 1621 nt
Organism: Neltuma alba
Lineage: Eukaryota; Viridiplantae; Streptophyta; Magnoliopsida; Fabales; Fabaceae
Product: 1-acyl-sn-glycerol-3-phosphate acyltransferase
Exons: 5
Coding region: 358-1263 (301 amino acids)
Biological process (GO): phosphatidic acid biosynthetic process
Cellular component (GO): membrane; endoplasmic reticulum
Molecular function (GO): 1-acylglycerol-3-phosphate O-acyltransferase activity
Source: RefSeq, a predicted model, not a curated record
GUGUUGAAUUGAAUUCGAUUUGAAGUAUCUUGCUUUUUUUUCUCUUCCUUAGUUUCGUUAUGAUUGGAACUUGAGUUCAUUUUCCGAAAACCGAAGGGACGAGAAGGACUAGAACUUUCUGGUCAAACUUACUUAUUUUGAUGCAUCGAUAGUAUGUUAUGGAAAACGUACGUGGUUCAUCUUCCUAAAUUGAUUGUUUGAAUUUUUCUGCGUUAUUAUUCGUCAAGUUUCUCAGCAACCAAAAGGGAAUAUGUUCCUUCGAGUAAAUCUAUAUAUCUGAUCUGUUCUGCUUUUGUUAUGUGUCAGGUUGGAUUCUGUAAUUAUCAAACUCUUAACAGAUUUUGACGAUUCAAGUUGAUGGAGAAUACUGGAAGCAGUGCCUUUCUGAGGAGUAGAAGAUUGGAGAGUUUUCUGAACACAAGCUCUGGUCAAAGGGUGGAAGUGACUCCUAAAGUUUCAGUGAAAGAAGAACCAGAAAGAAGGCUAAAGACUCACAUAGUUUCAAAUUACGAUGAUGAAGGAUGGUUGUUGGAUAUCAUAUCAUGGAUCAGAAUUGUCAUAUGUUUUGUGUCUAUGAUGGUUACAACAUUCAUAUGGGCAUUAAUCAUGCUUGUUCUUAUUCCAUGGCCUUAUGAAAGGAUUAGGCAAGGGAACAUUUAUGGGCAUGUGACUGGUAGAAUGCUGAUGUGGAUUCUUGGCAAUCCUAUAAAGAUUGAAGGUUCUGAGUAUGCUAACAAGAGGGCCAUUUAUAUCAGUAAUCAUGCCUCUCCAAUAGACAUAUUUCUUAUAAUGUGGUUGACUCCAACUGGGACCGUAGGAAUUGCGAAGAAGGAGAUAAUAUGGUAUCCUUUAUUUGGUCAACUUUAUGUUUUGGCGAACCACCUUCGUAUAGAUCGCUCUAACCCAACCGUAGCCAUUGAGUCCUUGAAAGAGGCGGCUCGUGCAGUCGUGAGAAACAACCUGUCCCUGAUUAUUUUUCCAGAGGGCACGAGGUCCAAAAAUGGACGGCUACUUCCUUUCAAAAAAGGUUUCAUUCACUUGGCGAUACAAUCACGCCUUCCUAUUGUUCCGAUGGUCUUAACAGGCACUCAUCGAGCAUGGAGGAAAGGCAGCUUACAUGUUCGUCCGGCCCCUCUCACUGUCAAGUACCUUCCUCCGAUAAGUACUGAAAACUGGACGGUUGAUAAGAUCGACGACUAUGUCGAAAUGGUACGUAACUUGUAUGCUGAACACCUUCCUGAGAACCAGAGACCUUUGCCUUGAAGGAUUUCAGAAAUAGGUUCAAACUCCAACUGAACUGAGGUGCCUCUUUUUUGUGAACUAUGAAGUGAAAGUUCCAUCAAUGAUCAAAGUCGUCCUCAAUUGUUGCAACAGUCAAUAAGAACAGUGGAGGCCGGUGAGUCCUUGAAGGAUUGUAAAUUUUGCAAUAAGCUUUGCUAGCUAUAACUAAUUCUAGUUUUGUUGUCUUAUAGCUUUCUCUGAUGUUGUAAAUCAUUGGCACUUGAUUUUAGUGUUAAUGGUUUCGAAUUCCAUAUCAGAGUUUCUGUGUACUGUAUGACAAUUCUUCAGUUUAUAGUUUGUUUCAUGUUACCAAUUCAAUCUGUUUCUUUCUUUGGAGGAA